Molecule: messenger RNA, 1841 nt
Organism: Gryllus bimaculatus (two-spotted cricket)
Lineage: Eukaryota; Metazoa; Arthropoda; Insecta; Orthoptera; Gryllidae
Source: the annotation of a GenBank genome assembly
AUGAACCGAAGAAACAUUCGGAAGUUCGGCAGUCAUCGGCGACAGGCUAACCAACAUCCCCUCAUGCGACCACGUGGCCAAUGCCAAGUCGAGGCUGUUUUCCAACUCCCCGUGUUCCAUCUGGGGCAUGACGGCCACGAACUGCCGAGCGCAAAAUAUGAAAUUACAAACAUUGGAACGAGCUGUGCUCGCAAAGAUGCUGAUCUAACGGGAAGAAAAGGGAAGCCCAACUCGUUCAACUACCGCAUGUACCUGCGCUCGGAGCAGGGCCCCGUGUCGCCCUUCCACGACGUGCCGCUCGUCGUCGACCUGGAGGGCAGCGAGGUCAACAUGGUGGUGGAGCUGCCGCGUUGGAGCAACGCCAAGAUGGAGGUGAACACGCGCGAGCCGCUCAACCCCAUCAUGCAGGACAGCACCCGCGGCCGCAUGCGCUACCUGGCCAACGUGUUCCCGUACCACGGCGUGCCCUGGAACUACGGCGCGCUGCCGCAGACGUGGGAGAACCCGCACCAGGUGCUGGGCGCGCUGGCGCUGAUCGACCAGGGCGAGUCGGACUGGAAGAUCAUCACCAUCGACACGAGCGACCCGCUGGCGCCGCUGCUGCAGGACAUCGCGGACGUGGACCGGCUGCGGCCGGGCCUGCUGUCCGUCACCGUGGACUGGUUCCGCAUGUACAAGAUCCCCGACGGCAAGCCCGAGAACAACUUCGCGUUCGAGGGCAAGGCCAAGGGCCGCAUGCUGGCCAUGCGCAUCGUGCAGGACAUGCACCGCAACUGGGCCGAGACCAUCAAGAAGCGCUCGCGCUCCGGCGGGCUCGUGCUCACCAACACCACGGUGCGCGGGUCGCCGUACCGCAUCAGCUUCCGCGACGCGGAGGACAUCAUCUCGCGCCACGCCGUGCUGGCGGCGCCGCGCCCCAUCCCCGCCUACGUCGACAACUGGUUCUUCCUCGGCGACAGAGAACUGGGCAAGCAGCAGUCGGUGUCUCAGAGGCACAAGUAGCUGGGUCUUCGCCGCCGUCGCCGUCCACGCCUCCAACGCACCCCACGCGGCGCGCCUUCGUGCGCUUUACUUUUGUACCAUGGGUUGUUUGCCUAUUUAUUUUUACAAGGAAAACAAUGAGCACUGCGUGUAACGUUGUGAACUUCUUUGCCGAAUAAGGUGAUCGCCGCAGUAUUUACUCGUGAGGAAAUUCAACGAAAAAUUUAUUCGGAUUUGAAGGGGAAUGACAUUUCUGGACGUUUAGGCGUAUUAGUACGUCUACAGAUCGAAUUAACGUAUAGUCGUCGCACCUGGGAACUUGUUGGAAACCCAGCAGAGCACCAAAGUUUAGCAGUGAGGCUUACUUGGUAAUUGGAGAAAGUAAGGUUGUAAUUGCUUCCACUAUCAGCCAGAAUCGCCUGCCGGUUUAGCUCAUAAGUCAACGUGCUCGGUUUUCAUGACGCAACGCAAGGUCAGGCAAGAUAAUGGUGUGCACUUUCCUUGCAAUGUUCCAGUAUAUGUUGCUGUUUGUCCAUGAGAAAACUCACUUCUCUGGAUGAGAAGACCAAAAUACGGCGUGGGGAUAUUUUCAUGCCAACCACACGUACCAUGUACCCCCUUUAAGCCACGGCUGCGAGCCCGGGAAGGGGCGACGCGCCAUGUACAAUCAGAAUUAGAUGCGGGACUAACAAGAUCUACAAAUAACUCAACUUGUUUUAAAUUACUCAGCCCCACGUAGACUCAUGGGUUUUGUUUUGGUAGUAAUAGUAGUAAUAUUUUCAUUGAAUGAAAUUAAUAUAUCUACCACGUGUUUGAUGUUAGGCUUAUCGUGACAGUCACUUUCACUUCUUGAUCUUCUU